Molecule: messenger RNA, 2190 nt
Organism: Effrenium voratum
Lineage: Eukaryota; Dinophyceae; Suessiales; Symbiodiniaceae
Source: the annotation of a GenBank genome assembly
AGGGCCUUACUCGGGGUCCGGGAGAUGGGAGCGAGCCGCUCGCGGGGGUGUAAGGGCUUUGUUUGACAUCGAGGUGUACUGCCUAGGACCAACCUUGAUCCCUUUGGCCCGGCGAGGCCCGUGUGGAGUGUUCCAUGACACCCCCGCCCGUGCCAGGAUUCGUUUGACCUACAUGCUGCCUGGGCCUGUGCGGUGCGUUGGAUGUCGAUGGUGCACUUGCUUUGUUUCGACUUGAUUGGUGCCACUGCGCAUGUGCUCGUGCUUGGGUCCGAGGUGUGCUGGACCGCAUCCUGCAGACCUGGCCGGUUUGGAUGAUGCGGGGAUGCUGCGAUGAUCCUACGAGUCUGAUGCCGGUGAUGCCGCUGGCCAUUUUCGGAACUGGUGGGACACUCUUGACAUCGAAGCCGACAUCAUCAAGGUUUGGAUGAUGCGGGGAUGCCGUGAUGAUCCUACGAGUCUGAUGCCGGUGAUGCCGCUGGCCAUUUUCGGAACCGGUGGGCCACUCUUGGCAUCGAAACCGACAUCAUCAAGGCGCCGUGAAACAACAUCUUUUUCAUCGAGAUGUCUCGCCAUGACGACCACAGCCAGAGCCGAAAAAGUCAGUGCCUUUGCAGUUUGAAAACGUGCUUGUCCUUGCAGAUGUUGCUCAACAUUUUUGCCUCUUCCUUCUUGAUGCAUGACCCUGCCCAUGCAGCUGAUUUUGCUUGACAUAGAAGCACUGGCGUCUAGAGCGCCAGCCAUGGUUUUCGACUUGGUUGCAGGCUCUCUUGGGCGCGGGCGGUGACAACGGGCGAAGUCGCUCCCAUGAGCGAUGCUAAAGCCCAGGGCGUGGCCGAUGCAGUGAUGGGCCAGAGCAACACGGAUGCCGGGAGGAUGGAGGUGCUGAAGCAACUCAUGGAGCAGCAGUCCGUGGGAGAUUGGAGGUUCUUGAGGCUGGAGACCAGCAGCUCGUCUUCUGAGGAGCCAGUGGAAAGCGAGCCCUUGGCCAAGAAGCCAAAGAUCGAAGUGAGGAGGAUGAACAGGGUGGAGAUGCAGGAGGAGCUGAAAGCCCAAGGCGAGCCCGUCGAACCUGGCGCCACCGUGAAUCAGCUGAGAUCUCAGCUGGUGACGGCUCGCAAGUCUGUGGAGACGCCCAUGGGCGCGGCUGAGGUCCAGGAGCCCCUGCCGGACAAGGUGGAGACGCCCGUGGACGCGGCGGAGAUGCAGCAGGUGGAGACUGAGGGCCAGGAGCCCCUGCCACACAAGGUGAAGACGCCCGUGGACGCGGCGGGUGAGACCGCGCAUGCCGCCCAGAAGCCCGAGGAGAGCCGCUGGAGUCCCGCUCCUUCAAGGGCAUGCACAUACAAGGACUUGUUCUUCUUUCUUGCUGAGUGCGCGGCCAACAGUUGGAACCGCGCGCUGCAAGUGGACGGAGAUGAGUACAGGGGCCUGCUCAUGACACAGGACGGGUACUUGAUCGACGUGCGGACCAUGGACGCGCAGCUGGCCAAGCAGGAGCACGUCAUCACAAAAUGCUUGGGGGUGACUUACCCACGAGAGCUCUUUGCGAUGUUGGGCCGGGGCCUGGACUUGGAGGCUUGCUUGCAACAGGUGAAGGACUUCGAGAGCGGGGUCGGGCAGGGGUACGGCACUGUGGACAUGCCGCCUGAGCUCAGCGGCAAGUUACUGAAGUUGUUCGAGCAUCCCGCCCUCGAGGCGUGCAAGGUUCUCUACAGUUACUGGGAAAACAUGGCGGUCACACUGUGGUUGAUGAAGUGGGCAGCGCAUAGGCUCUGCGGCACGUCCCAGCUAGAGGAAUUUCACAUCUAUCUGGGAGGGAGCAAGAACGGAAAGAGUUGGUGGAUCGCGCAGCUGCAGGCUUUGUUCGGCACGUAUUGUGCGAUGCCCGACUCCGAUCUCCUGACCCGCUUCAACAGCCAGCAGGCCACUCCGCAGCACAUGCAACUCCGGGGAGCUCGCCUCCUGCCGUUUGCGCGAUCUGGGUUACACGGGCCUACAUUCAAUGGGCGAACGCACUCCACCACUCCCUCAUCAAGUUUGACGAGUGCCGCCUGGGCCAGGUGGUAGUGGGGUCCACGACAUUGUCAACGGACCUUCCCCUUCACCAUUGGCAUGAUCUGCGAUGCAACCACGGAGCUCACCCCAGGGGGGAGAAGCUCAACUCCAGUGACCUCAGCCGGUAUCCAGAGC